UUUUUCUAUAAAUUCAUACAUUAGAAAAAUCAAACUUGGGUAUCAACCUUAUAUAUUGAUAUGUAAAUAUUCUGGCUACAAAAAUAUAUAAACACUUUGGGUUGAUCAAUCAAUUAAUCUUCGCUGGAAAGAGCAGCAACCAUGUUGAUAUCUUCUGCCUCAACACCAGUUCUAGUCCUGUUUGCUGUAUAUGCUGUUUUCGCAGUUGUGGUGGUUGAUUUAGUUCAUGCACAGAAUCAAACUCAACCUACUACAGAUCCUAAUGAAGCGAGGGCGUUGAACUCUAUUUUUCAACAAUGGCAGAUAUCUGCUAAUCCAGCCCAAUGGAACACCAGCGGAGAACUGUGCAGUGGAGCAGCCCUCGGCCCCUCUCCUACUAUCGACGACCAGACUUACAAUCCCUUCAUCAAAUGCGAUUGCUCUGACAACAAUGGCACCACUUGUCAUAUCAUUGCCCUGAAAGUUUAUGCAACGGACGUUGUGGGUGUAAUUCCAGAUGAGCUCUGGACUUUAACUUCGCUUACCAAUUUGAAUUUGGGUCAAAAUUUCUUGACCGGUAACCUUUCACCAUCAAUUGGCAAUUUAACUCGCAUGCAAUACUUGACCAUUGGCAUUAAUUCACUAUCGGGGGAACUUCCUAAGGAACUCGGGUUGCUCACUGAUCUAAGAUCUUUUGGUUUUGGAUCAAACAACUUCUCUGGUCCUCUGCCGUCUGAUCUUGGGAAUUGUACGAGGCUACAACAAAUUUAUUUUGAUAGCUCUGGAGUCAGCGGUGAGAUUCCUUCAUCAUUUUCUAACCUAAAGAGCAUGGUUACUGUGUGGGCAUCAGACAAUGAACUUACUGGCAAAAUACCUGACUUCAUAGGGAAUUGGUCAAAGCUUAAUUCCUUAAGGUUUGAAGGGAACUCCUUUGAAGGUCCAAUACCGCCAACAUUGUCUAACCUAACUUCUUUGACAGAGCUGAGAAUAAGCGAUUUAUCAAAUGGAAGCUCUUCGCUGGCAUUUCUUAGGGAAAUGAAGUCACUAACUACCUUGGUUCUAAGGAAUGACAACAUUUCAGAUUCAAUUCCUUCCAAUAUUGGAGAAUACCAGAAUUUGACACAGUUGGAUUUGAGCUUCAACAACAUAACUGGACAGAUACCAGACAUACUUUUCAAUUUGACCCAGCUUAAAUUCUUGUUUCUGGGAAAUAACAAGUUAGAUGGUCCUCUUCCUGCACAAAAAAGUACAUCACUUGUAAAUAUAGAUGUUUCAUACAAUAAUUUAGCUGGGAGCUUUCCUUCCUGGGUCAAUGAUCAAAAUCUACAAGUCAAUUUAGUUGCCAACAAUUUCACAAUAGACCGUUCAAAUAGCAGUGGUUUGCCGUCAGGCCUGAACUGUCUUCAACGUAACUUUCCUUGUAAUCGAGGCUCUCCUGUCUAUUCUGAAUUUGCAGUGAAGUGUGGUGGUCCACAGAUUACAUCAUCCAAUGGCGUUGUAUACGAAAGGGAAAAUGAGACUCUUGGUCCUGCAACAUAUUAUGUUACUGGCACAAGCAGAUGGGCUGUCAGUAAUGUUGGAUAUUUUACUGGAACGAACAAUCCUCAGUAUAAAAUUUUCUCAUCGUCUCAAUUCACGAAUACUUUAGACUCUGAGUUGUUCCAGACAGCAAGGGUCUCUGCUUCAUCCCUAAGAUACUAUGGUAUGGGGCUUGAGAAUGGCAAUUACACUGUCAAGCUUCAGUUUUCAGAAACAGCAAUUGAGGAUGGUAACACGUGGAGGAGUCUUGGAAGACGUGUUUUUGAUGUUUACGUCCAGGGAAACCGUGUUUUAAAGGAUUUUGACAUAAAAAAGGAGGCAGGUGGUGUCUCUAAACGAGCUGUUGAAAAGGACUUCACAGCCCAGGUAUCUGAAAAUUACCUUGAAAUACAUUUGUUUUGGGCUGGAAAGGGUACUUGCUGCAUUCCUGCUCAAGGUACUUAUGGACCUUCCAUUUCAGCAAUCAGCGCUAAUCCAGAUUUCAUACCAACUGUCAGUAACAACCCUCCAACCAGUAAAAAGGAUAAGACAGGUCUAAUUGUGGGGAUUGUAGUUGGGGUUGGAACAGCAAGCUUUCUGCUUGUUUUGGUGGUUUUCUUUGUCAUUCAAAGAAGAAAAAGUAAAAGCACCUAUGAUGAUGAAGAGCUCCUAGGUAUAGAUGCCAAACCAUACACUUUCAGUUAUGCUGAACUGAAGACUGCUACAGAAGACUUUAGUCAUGCCAAUAAGCUUGGAGAGGGAGGAUUUGGACCAGUUUAUAAGGGAAAACUUAAUGAUGAAAGAGUGAUUGCUGUUAAGCAACUUUCUGUGGCGUCUCACCAAGGAAAGAGCCAAUUUGUAACAGAGAUUGCGACCAUAUCAGCUGUGCAACAUCGCAACCUUGUCAAAUUGUAUGGAUGCUGCAUUGAGGGGAACAAACGGCUCCUUGUUUAUGAGUAUCUUGAGAACAAGAGCCUGGAUCAAGCGCUAUUUGGAGAAAGAAAUUUGAAUCUUGACUGGCUAACACGUUAUGAGAUAUGCUUGGGAGUAGCCAGAGGUCUUGCUUAUCUGCACGAGGAGUCGAGGCUUCGAAUUGUACACAGAGAUGUGAAGUCCAGCAAUAUUCUGCUUGAUUCUGAUCUCAUCCCCAAAAUUUCAGAUUUUGGUUUAGCAAAACUUUAUGAUGAUAAGAAGACCCAUAUAAGCACCCGUGUUGCUGGGACAAUUGGGUAUCUUGCACCGGAGUAUGCUAUGCGUGGACACCUUACAGAAAAGGCUGAUGUCUUUGCCUUUGGAGUUGUGGCUCUGGAAGUCGUAAGCGGGAGACCAAAUUCAGACUCAAGCCUGGAAGAAGAAAAGAUGUACCUUCUUGAAUGGGCCUGGCACCUGCACGAAAACAACCGUGAAGUAGAACUUGCAGACUCCAAUUUACAAGAAUUCAGCGAGGAGGAAGUAAAAAGAUUGAUAGGAGUUGCUCUUUUGUGCACCCAAACUUCACCUACUCUUCGGCCAUCAAUGUCACGUGUAGUGGCAAUGCUAUCUGGUGAUAUUGAAGUGAGCAGUGAAAUUUCAAAGCCUGAAUACUUGACUGCAUGGAAAUUUGAUGAUAUAAGCAGAAGCUUCAUGGAUGAUAAUGCACACAAAGGAACUGAUUCUAGCUAUUUCAGUUCAUCUACAAGUACAAGCAUGGUCAUCGACACAGUGCAUCAUCAUUCAAGUGGUACCACGCCCAUGCUUCAUGAGAUCAUUGGUGAUGGUAGAUGAGGAAUCAAUUUUCUUUUUCUUUUUUUGUGGUUGAGUGAUCUUGUAUAUGAUUAUAAGAGAGUUGAGUGAGAAAUGGCAUCAUUAGAAGUGUUAUAGACGAAUAAAGAAUUAGCUAUUAAAUUUAUUAAUGUUUUUUUUUUUUUUUUUGAAAUGGAAAUUUAUUAACGAUUGUAUGCCGAUAUUCUGACAUUG
Molecule: messenger RNA, 3453 nt
Organism: Manihot esculenta (cassava)
Lineage: Eukaryota; Viridiplantae; Streptophyta; Magnoliopsida; Malpighiales; Euphorbiaceae
Product: probable LRR receptor-like serine/threonine-protein kinase At1g56140
Exons: 24
Coding region: 142-3261 (1039 amino acids)
Biological process (GO): protein phosphorylation
Molecular function (GO): protein binding; ATP binding; protein kinase activity
Source: RefSeq, a predicted model, not a curated record